Camelina sativa (false flax) is the source of this 1206-nucleotide messenger RNA. The record is from RefSeq and is a predicted model, not a curated record. NCBI's taxonomy places the organism in Eukaryota, Viridiplantae, Streptophyta, Magnoliopsida, Brassicales, Brassicaceae.
CCCAAACUCAAAACUCAAUUUGUUAUUUGCUACUAUUAUAUAGAUUAUAUAACAUUAUCAACCCUAGAUUAAUGACACCCACGACCCGAAACAAUGACCGGAACCGUAAAUUUCCAUCUCCUCAUCACCGUCACUACACUAUCCAUCUCAAUUUUAACUAGCUUCGCCGUUGAUGAAGCUUUUCCUUCAAUUCCCACUACCUUUGGUGUCGCAACGAAACACUCGGACGAUCUUAAACCAAUCCGUCGUGAAGUUUAUGGCGGAGAAUGGAAAAUAUUCGACAUCAGCCACCGGUACACCCCGGAGAUGCCGGUUUGGGAGUCUUUAAAAGGAUUAGGAAAGUUUCUGAGACUUGCCGUGAGUAUGAAGAAUGGAUCAGAAGCUAAUAUCUCGGAGAUGAAACUAUCUGUUCACUCAGGAACACAUGUUGAUGCUCCAGGCCAUUUCCAUGAUCAUUAUUAUGAUUCUGGUUUUGAUUCUGAUUCACUUGAUCUUCAAAUCCUUAACGGUCCUGCUUUGUUGGUUGAUGUUCCAAGAGAUAAAAACAUUACUGCUGAAGUAAUGGAAUCACUUAAUAUUCCAAAGGGAGUUCGUCGUGUGCUAUUCAAAACAUUGAAUACUGAUAGGCGGCUUAUGUUUAAGAAAGAAUUUGAUUCAAGCUUUGUUGGGUUCUUGACUGACGGGGUGAAAUGGUUGAUUGAGAAUACAGAUAUCAAACUUGUUGGGCUUGACUAUCUUUCAUUUGCUGCUUAUGAUGAAGCACCUGCGGCGCACAAGGUUAUACUUGAACAACGGGAUAUAAUCCCUGUGGAAUCGCUGAAGCUUGAUGAUGUUGAGGUAGGCAUGUACUCGCUUCAUUGCUUACCGUUGAGAUUGGUUGGGGCGGAAGGAGCACCAACGAGAUGCAUUCUCAUCAAGUGAUUCAGUUCAUAUUCUUCUCUGUAAGAUGUUGUGUAUACGAAAUUAAAAAAAAAAAAAAAAUAAUAGGCUUCUUUGUUCCAUGAUAUUAAUCGGUAUUGAGUUAAAUUAGGGUUUUGAUAUGGAUUUGCAACUCAAAACCAAUUGAUAAUGAGUGGAGAGGUCCUAACUCUUUAUAUAUUAGGGAUAGAACCCACGCGUUUGCGGGGUUGUAUACUAAUCAUGGCUUAAAUUUUAUGCUGAGUCAGUAGCACAUCAUUAAUAAAAAAAACCUACAUAUAUACUGUU